AUGUUCAUAAAAAGAGUGUCGAGUAGAAUACCUCAGACCACUACUACCACAAGUCAAACUUCAACACAGUCAACAACAACGACAAGAAAAUACAAUUUUCCAUCCAUGUCCACGUCUAAAAUAACACCUUCCAAUCCUUCACUCUUGGGUAAAAAACAACAAUCAAUCACUCAUACAACAUACCACAAACAGCAAAGUGUUGUUCGACCUUCAUUGAAGAAAGAAAUACCAUGUUCCACUUUGAAGAGAUCCAUACAAAAGGAGCAAGAAAAGGCGUAUCGAAAUGCCAUGAUUAUGGAGUGUCAAGUUCCAUUGCCUUACAUGAUGGAAAUGGAAAAGAAUAGUCGAAGGAUUUCACACCAUCGAAAUAUUCAAAUUCAUCAGAGAAACGAGAAUGUGAAUUUAGAGGAAGAACCUAUUUUACGUCCUGGACAAAAUGUGAAUCCCCUAUUGUCAGCUUGUUGUGAAUUCAGAUCCACACACCAAUGUACUUCGAGUUCAGUCAAGAGAUUCAUUUCACACUCGUCCACACAUUCGCUCAUCAGGAAGAGGGAUGAAGUGUUGGUAAAUGUUGAUGAAGAUUUGUCAAUUUUGAAUAUGGUUGAUGCAACUUGGCAUGGACAAACUGGCAUUGUAUGUGAAAUCAAUGAUGAUGAAUGUGUGGUGGAGAUUGCAGAGAAGAAUGUGGCGUAUGAGGAUCAUGACUCACAAAUUUUUGCAUACACAAGCGAAGAAGGUCAAAUGUUUUUUGGUGAAAACGAGGAAGAACAUUCCUAUGAUUACGGUGGCAUGUUUUCAACAAUGAUGGGCCAGACCAAGAAUAGACGAAUUGUUCUUCCAAUAUUUUGCUUGUGUCUUGAAGACAGAGUUUUAAAGGAAAGACUGGCAGCUUCACUCAAAUUCUCUCGUCAGCAACAAGUUUCAUCUCCAAAAGUCAUGCGAUCCAUUCCUCAAACUCAAUCAAAAUCAUUAGUUUCUUGCCUGAGUUAA
Naegleria fowleri is the source of this 990-nucleotide messenger RNA. RefSeq lists its product as uncharacterized. The transcript has a single exon. Bases 1 to 990 code for a protein of 329 amino acids. The record is from RefSeq and is a predicted model, not a curated record. NCBI's taxonomy places the organism in Eukaryota, Heterolobosea, Eutetramitea, Acrasida, Naegleriidae.